This is a messenger RNA of Python bivittatus (Burmese python), 4731 nucleotides long. It is a transcript of the gene IRF4, whose product is annotated as interferon regulatory factor 4. Gene Ontology annotation, cellular component: nucleus. Gene Ontology annotation, biological process: regulation of transcription by RNA polymerase II; immune system process. NCBI's taxonomy places the organism in Eukaryota, Metazoa, Chordata, Lepidosauria, Squamata, Pythonidae. The record is from RefSeq and is a predicted model, not a curated record. Gene Ontology annotation, molecular function: DNA-binding transcription factor activity, RNA polymerase II-specific; protein binding; RNA polymerase II cis-regulatory region sequence-specific DNA binding.
GGGAAAGAGCCCCGCGGAGGCGCUUUCGGGGAGGCGUGCAGAAACGCCGCCGCUGCCGACCCCUCCUCUCUCCUAACCGCGCGAGUGGGGGCAGGAAUUGACGGUCGGCGUUGGCGGGUAAAUGUGAGGAGUUUCCCGCGGAGAGGUCAGAGCGCGGGUAGGUGGGAAGGGGAAGGUGGCGAGACUCAGAGGCUGGGUGAGCUGUGUGAAAAAGAGAGAAGAAGGGCGACCCGGAGUGUCAAGUGCAACUCUAGGAAGAGAGAGAGAAGUGGGGUUCUGACGAAUGGCGAAAGGGGCGGAGCCGAGGGUGGCGGGGCGCCUGGUAUGAACUUAGAAGACCGCCGCGACAGCAGCAGCAGCAGCAGCGCGAGCAUCCACAGCACCAGCGAGGGCGGCGGGAUGAGCUCGGUGAGCUGCGGCAACGGGAAACUCCGGCAGUGGCUGAUUGAGCAGAUUGACAGCGCCAAGUACCCGGGCCUGGUAUGGGAGAACGAGGAGAAGAGCAUCUUUCGCAUCCCCUGGAAGCACGCGGGCAAGCAGGACUACAAUCGCGAGGAGGACGCCGCCCUCUUCAAGGCUUGGGCUCUAUUUAAAGGAAAGUUCAGAGAAGGCAUUGAUAAACCAGAUCCUCCCACUUGGAAGACAAGGCUGCGCUGUGCUUUGAACAAGAGCAAUGAUUUUGAAGAACUGGUUGAAAGAAGCCAGCUGGACAUAUCGGACCCGUAUAAAGUGUACAGAAUCGUACCAGAAGGAGCAAAAAAAGGGUCAAAACAACUUAGCAUGGAAGAUCCACAGAUGAUUAUGAAUAAUGCUUUCACUCUGAAUUCAUCAUAUUCUGCACUACAGCCUCAGGUGCCAAACUACAUGGUAUCUCAUGAUCGUAACUGGAGGGAAUAUGUACCAGAGCAGUCACAUCCUGAUCUUUCAUACCAGUGUGCAAGUGUCUCUUUUUCACCUCGUAAUCAUCACUGGCAAGGUCCAUCAUGUCAGAAUGCAGGUUGUCAAGUAACUGGUACUUUUUAUGCUUGUGCACCACCUGAGACACAGACUUCUGGCAUCCCAAUAGAGGGAAACAUCAGGUCUAGUGAAGCUCUUCCAUUGUCAGAUUGUCGAUUGCACAUCUGUUUGUAUUACCAUGAAACUCUUGUAAAAGAAGUCACAACUUCAAGUCCUGAGGGCUGUAGGAUAUCUCAUGGUCAUAGUUACGAGGUCAGCAGCAUGGACCAAGUUCUGUUCCCCUAUCCAGAAGAUCAUAAUCAGAGGAAAACAACUGAAAAAUUGCUUUCUCACCUGGAAAGAGGAGUAAUACUCUGGAUGACGCCUGAUGGCCUCUAUGCUAAGAGACUUUGUCAAAGCAGGAUCUAUUGGGAUGGGCCUCUGGCAUUUUGCAGUGACAGGCCUAACAAGUUGGAAAGGGAGCAGACAUGCAAGCUUUUUGAUACUCAGAAAUUUUUAUCAGAACUACAAAUAUUUGCCCACCAUGGGCGGCCAUUACCUAGAUUCCAGGUUGUGUUAUGUUUUGGAGAAGAGUUUCCUGAUCCACAAAGACAGAGAAAACAAAUUACAGCCCAUGUUGAACCAGUGUUCGCUAGGCAGCUAUACUAUUUUGCACAGCAAAACACUGGACCUUUUCUGAGAGGCUACGAUAUAUCAGAACAGAUAACCAGUUCAGAAGAUUAUCAUAGAUCUAUCCACCAUUCCUCUGUUCAGGAAUAAACAUGGAAACACUGAAGAAUGAAUGACAUUUUGGGAGGUAAGCAGAAGGCAAACAACUCUGAAUAACAGCUAAAGGCUGUAAAUCAAUAUUUUGAAUUUUCCUGCGAAAUCACCAUCACCUCCAGCAGGAAAUGUACAUGGAAUGGAUACAGUCUACGUAAAAAUCUAGAACAACGAGUGAGAGGUCUGCCAUGUUUUGGAUUGCUGCCCUCUGCUUCUACUUUUGCCUCUGGGAUCAGCUGUAAAAACUGACAAAAUAUCUGAUAUGUUUACAUGUUCUUAAAUAAGGACAGUGUCUUGUAGACAACCUGAACUUAUUUCAAGCCUCUUGUUAUUUAUUUGAUUUGAAAUCUCAGGGCAAGAAAUUCUAAACUGAAGCAACUGUUACAUUAAGGCUGUACUCCUAUAUAAUAUACCAUACCAGACCUUCCCUGAUAGUGGUGCUUAACUUCACCUCCCAUAAUGCUGGCUAGGGACUACAGAGUUGAAGUCUGAUACAUCUAGAAGUCUUCAGGCUGAGGAAAUGAACUCAUCAGAGAAUGAGCCCAAUUUAGUGCAUUGAGGCUUAUAUUUGAAUAUAUAAGAUUGCACAAAUAAAGAUUGAAUUUAAGAUAGUUUUGAAUAAACCAUAUGUGGAGGCAAAUUGAAACUGGGCUUGCACAUCAUACUAUGGUAUGUUUCGCUUAACCAUAGUUUAUUGAGAAAUCCACAAUUGCCAUCAAUUAUGCUUUAUGCUUUAUGACUAUAAUGGUUUCAUGCUAUAUGCCAAACCACAACAAACCACCCCGUGACAUUUCCCACCUUGUAAUUAAAAAUAUGUAGUACUUGAAUAUCUAAUCAAGUCUUGAAUUUCUAAUAGAAUAUCUAAUCUAUUCCUGAAUUUAUACAUCUUAAAGAUGCAUGAUGCCUUGGGAUAUAAUAUCCAUUUCCUCCUUCUCCCAGCAAAUUGUAUUCCUUAUCAUAUGACAUAUUUUUUCCUGGAUACAGUUAGUUAUAGGCAUUAGCACAUCUUGGGAGUAAACAAAUUGAAUUCAAUCUAACUUAUAUCUCAGUAAACAUGGAUAGGUUGCACUAUUAAAUAUUUUUAAGCUUGGAAAAAUGAUAACUCCACAUAGUUGUUUGAAUCUUUUCAUGUUUGUUUUUUUUGGUAUAUCAGUAUACAUUAUUAAUCCAUUUAGCUAACAAGCAUUAUUUCUAAGUGUGUAUAUAUAGGCACAGUAUUUCUUGUGCUUGUGGCCCUUAGUUUCUCUUAGUGGCUAUUCCAUGUAAUUAUAUAUCAGAAUUAUAUUUGUUAUGCCAAGUACAAAGCUCAGACUAUUUUUAGUUUUAGAGGUUUGAUUAUUACCCUUUUUAUCAUACAAGUAAGAGAGAUUUAUGUGAUUAAAACAUUGAUCCAUAAUAAGUAAUUUGGAAGGCUUUCCUGUUAAUUUCAGUGGAAACUUUACUGAGUGGUACUUUCUUGAGAAGAUUAUUGAUGGGUGUAUAUGGGCUCUGUAUGCUUGAAAACUAUUGGAGGAAAUGCUUCAAGCUCUACAUAAGCACAGGACUUCUCUGUCAUUCAUUAAAGUACGCAUGACUUUUCUGAUAUAGUAGAGCUACUAGCCCUGGGCUGGAAGAAUUCAGACUAGAUGGCCACUAAGAGAUAUAGAAAACUCUAGCUCUAUGCUGCUAUGUAAUCUUCAUCCAGAUUUUUCCAGCCCAGAGCUGGCAGCCAUAGAUAAAUCUAGUUGUAGGCCUUAGUAUAUUUACUAGAGAGGAAAUCAGUGGAACCUUUUCUCAGUAAACAUGGGUAGGUUUGCACUGUUAAUCUUCCUAAACUUUAAAUGAAAUGCUGCUUUAAUGAAUCAAAUCAUUAAAGCUUCAUGUAUUUAACAUGACUCUUAGAGCAGCCACAUCUUUCUUCAGGUUCGUGCAGAAGCCUAAAAAAUAGUGGUGUGUACUUUAAUGAAUAGAAGUGCUGCACUCUUAUAUGCAAAGGAGCUUUGAAAGUGUGGUUUUAGACACGGGGAGCUGGUGAACCAUUUUUUCCCCUGCUAGCCUACUUUUGCUGUUAUUCCCUGAAGUCUUUCUGCUUGUAUGAAAGUAAACUCAUAUCUGGAAUCUUGUUAAGAAGAAAGCUGCUGGGGAAAAUGGAUUUUGGAAGGAAAAUGCAUCAAAGCCAUUGUAGGUUAGGAAAGCUUUGAUCUCACGAGGAACUUAUUUUAAGCCUUAUGAUGAUGUGCAAUCUCUAAUAUUAAACAACAUGGAGUAUUUCAAAAAGUGGAUGUGAAAAACACUGAGAUAGUGUUAAUUUAAGUACACAAUGUGAUCAUGGAUUUCCCUCUAAAUGUACAGUGACAAUAUGCCAGCUUUUACAAGGGCUCUGUCACUUCAGUCAGCUUCUGCAGAGGCAGCACUCAGGAAGAUGAACAAUGCUGUGUUAGUGUACUGGGGACAAAACAAUCAUUUAUGCACUAUAUAAGAGAAUACUCAGGCUCACUGGUUCUCUCUACAUUCAGUCCUACGGCUUCAUCCCCAAUCUUUGAGAAAGUCGAACUGUAAAGUUCAUACUUUUGUUGUUGUUGUUGAUGAAAUGCUGUAUCUUACUCUUCCCUGAAUUCUUUAGGGAAAUCAUAAUACAUUAAACAUUCCUACAAACUUACAGAUACAACUUACUUUGUAUAGCAUUGAGUACACCAAGUAAUAGACAUAUUUUUGAUUUUGACUGAAAAAGUCAUGUUCAAGUCAAUAGCAAAAUAGGUGAAAAUGAUCAAAUAGGAUGCUUGGUUGUGAGAAAAAGGUAGGUCGAAUAUUACCUUCCUGCUUCAUUACUCGUUUGGAAGACUAUGAAAAUGCAGAAAUAGAGCUGGAAAUGUCUGUUAUCAAAUAUAAGCACUAUAAUAAUGCUGUACAUAAUUUUUAAAUUUAGAUUUGAUUUAUGUUUGAUAAAUAAAGUAUGCUUUUUUAAUCUAGUUUUUCCAAUCUUAUUUUCAAAUAGCUUAUGAAUAACUUCCCAUUCUAUUUUAAAUUUUGAUA